This is a messenger RNA of Phyllotreta striolata, 960 nucleotides long. The record is from the annotation of a GenBank genome assembly. NCBI's taxonomy places the organism in Eukaryota, Metazoa, Arthropoda, Insecta, Coleoptera, Chrysomelidae.
AUGGGAAAAAUCAAGGAAACCUAUCUGGAAAUCAACCGGGUCCCCACCAGGAUAGCCACCGUGGGCAAACAAGUAGGCGAACAAUUCGAGGAUUCCGAGGAUCUAGUCAUCCUGAUACCCGGCAACCCGGGCACCGUGAGCUUCUACGACAAAUUCCAGAGGCGCAUCCACGAGAAACUGGGCUGCUCCGUGUGGUGCCUCGGCCACGCCGGCCACAAUUUCAGAACGCGCAAAACCGAAGCCAUACCCAGCAUGGAAGACCACAAGGACUUGUACGGCCUCGACGGGCAAGUCAAGCACAAAGUGAGUACUCGUACGAGUCACAACGAGCUUUCUAACAGCCAUUUCCAGGUGGAGUUCUUCGAGAAACACGUCCCGCACAACGCCAGGAUCCAUUUAAUCGGGCACUCGAUCGGCUCCUACAUGGUACUCGAGAUGCUCGAGCAACCCGCAAUUAAAAAACAAGUGGACAAAUCCUAUCUGCUGUUCCCCACGUUGGAGUUCAUGGCGAAAACGCCCAACGGGAAGUUCCUGAUUAAUUUUAUUAAACCCAUUAUAUGGCUCGUGAUACUCCUAUCGGCGCUGUUCGUGUCGCUGCCCGUGGCGCUCCAAAACGCCUCGGUGCUCUUGUACAUUUACAUAGUGCGCAUCCGGAGGGAUAAUUUGGACAGCAUCAAGCGAUUGAUAAAGCCCGGCGUGUUGAGGCGCGUGUUCUUCCUGGCCUACGAGGAAAUGGAUCUGGUGCUGCAGAGGAACGAUCGUAGCAUUAGAAAUAACAUCGAUAAGAUCAAGUUGUUGUACGGGAGAAGCGACGGGUGGACGCCGCUUAGUUAUUACGAGCGGAUUAAAAAGGACCAUCCGGGUAUCGAUGCUGAUUUGACGACGUUCAAUCACGCUUUCGUGUUGAACGCUAGCUUGGAAGUGGCCGAUUUGGUUUGCGAUUGGAUCGGUUCCAAAUGA